Molecule: messenger RNA, 1644 nt
Organism: Lactuca saligna
Lineage: Eukaryota; Viridiplantae; Streptophyta; Magnoliopsida; Asterales; Asteraceae
Source: the annotation of a GenBank genome assembly
AUGAUAGCUGCAAUCGACUUGCAUCAUUGUAUACUCACCACCUCCUCAAUUGCAAAAAUGGAACAGUUUAACAACUACCAGGGAUCAUGGUUCGAAGUGAUGACCAGCAACAAAGAUAAGCUUACUCUCGCCAUUUCAACAAUGAUCUUGGCUACUUUCUUCUACAGGUGGACAUUUUCGAGGUCCUCCAUUAAUGGUGGACCAUGUUUGCCACCAGGCCCCCGUUCCUUGCCAAUUGUAGGCUACCUUCCAUUUCUUUCCCGUGACCUACACAAACAGUUCUUUAACAUGGCUCACAGUUAUGGUCCCAUUUUCAAGCUCCACAUGGGAAGCAAACUUCACGUCGUGAUAAACACCUCCGACCUUGCAAAGGUGGUGGUUCGUGAACAAGACGAGAUCUUUUCCAACCGUAAUGCAACAAUCGCUGCAGUAGCAAUCACUUAUGGUGGCCGAGAUGUAGUGUGGUCUGACAACAACAAGGAUUGGCGCAACCUUCGUAAGAUAUUUGUCCAUGAGGUCCUAAGCCACAAGAAUCUCGAAGCAUCAAGGUAUUUUCGUAGGGAUGAAGUUAGGAAAACUAUCAAAAAUGUCUACAGUAAAAUCGGGAAAACAGUCGACAUUAGCGAGAUUGCUUUCUCAACAGAGGCCAAUGUCCUCACAAGCAUGGUUUGGAAAAACACUUCGGAUGAAAAAGCAAAUGGAGAUCAGAUUGCAGCCGAGUUGCAGAUCGUUGUUGCAAAUAUCGUGGAGUUGAUAAGCAAGCCAAAUAUGUCUGAUAUCUUCCCUAGUCUUGCAUGGCUUGAUCUACAAGGCAUCGAGGGGAACAUGAAGAGGCAACUCGAUCGGUUGGAUCGAAUUUUUACAAGAAUUAUUGACGAUCGAAUCCGAUCUAAUUACUCCAACAAAUCCAACGAUGGAGUUGUUCAUGAAGGAAAGAAAGAUCUUUUACAAACCUUUUUAGAGCUCAUGGACCAAAAAUAUCCAACAUCAAUUAACAUCACGCAAAUAAAGGCACUUAUCCUGGACAUUAUGGUUGCAGGAACAGAAACAACGACAACGCUAAUAGAAUGGGCAAUGGCUGAGAUUAUGCAAAAUCACGACACAAUGAAAAGGAUUCAAGAAGAAUUGCUACAAAUUGUAGGACCCAACAAGAUUGUGGAAGAAUCUCAUCUCCCAAAACUACAAUACCUAGAUGCGACUAUUAAGGAAAUAUUCCGGUUGCACCCUGUACUUCCAUUCAUACUCCCAAGGUCGCCAAGCCAGGAUUGUGUUGUAGAUGGAUACACGGUUCCAAAGGGUAGUAUGGUCAUUAUUAAUGUUUGGGCAAUCCAUAGGGAUCCUCGGUAUUGGGAGAAUCCAUUGGAAUUCAAUCCGGAGAGGUUCUUGACAAACAAAUAUGAUUCGAAAGGAAGCAAUCUAAACUUCUUCCCGUUUGGAUCUGGGAGAAGAUUGUGUCCGGGUGUUCCAUUGGCGGAGAAGAUGCAAAUGUAUAUAUUGGCCUCGCUCUUGCACUCGUUUGACUGGAGCUUGCCUAAGGGUGAAGACCAUGACCUUUCGGAAAAAUUUGGCAUUACUUUAAAGAAAAGAAAACCAAUGUUCGCAGUCCCAUCACAAAGGUUGUCCGACGUUGAGCUCUAUAUGUAG